Messenger RNA from Hydractinia symbiolongicarpus, 1729 nucleotides. Its product is annotated as F-box-like/WD repeat-containing protein TBL1XR1. NCBI's taxonomy places the organism in Eukaryota, Metazoa, Cnidaria, Hydrozoa, Anthoathecata, Hydractiniidae. Gene Ontology annotation, molecular function: transcription corepressor activity; protein binding. The coding region runs from base 86 to 1081 and encodes 331 amino acids. Gene Ontology annotation, biological process: regulation of transcription by RNA polymerase II. Gene Ontology annotation, cellular component: histone deacetylase complex. The record is from RefSeq and is a predicted model, not a curated record. The transcript is spliced from 10 exons.
UAUUUAGGUGUUUAGUUGUUCUUGGCAUCCAUCAUGCACAUAUUUAGCUACUGGAGCUGCAGAUGGUAUUGUUGGUGUUUGGUCCAUGGAUACUGAUCAUAGUGACAUGAUGGUGCUGGACCAUAGCUUGGAUGUGGGUGUUAAGAAUCAAUCUGCUGAUAUAACUAGCAUAUGUUGGCAUCCAGAUGGACAUUAUCUUGCCACAACAUCAGCAUUAGAUUAUAGUGUAAGAAUCUGGGAAAAAGCUGGGAACUUUGUCACAUCAUUGGCAGGACACAAUGAUUUGGUACUAACAUUAAAGUGGAACAAGGCAGGAAACUUUCUGCUUAGUGCAAGUUUGGAUAAGAAAUGUAUCACAUGGAAAACUGAAAACUGGCAAAAUCUCCAAGAAUUUCAGUGCCAUACAGGUCCAAUUGUAGACACUGACUGGCAAAGCAACGUAAUUUUUGCCAGUUGUUCGACUGAUGGCACGAUAUGUGUUUCCCAAGUUGGUAGUGAAGAUGCUGUCAAAAAUUAUAUUGGACACACAGACGUAAUCAAUAGUAUAGAGUGGGAUCCUUCUGGUACAAUUCUUGCUUCCUGUUCUGAUGAUAGAUUGAUAAAACUUUGGAACCUGAAACAGACUAGGGCGCUUUGUGAUUUAUCUGGACAUACUAAAGAAGUAACUCAAGUUAGAUGGAGCUCAAAGCGGCUUUUAGCGAGUGCGAGCUAUGAUACAAGUGUUAGAGUUUGGGAUGCUGAGCACGCAGUAUGCUUGUAUACGUUGACGCGGCAUGUAGAACCCGUUAACUCGAUAUCCUUUCAUCCGGAUGGAACCUAUUUAGUAUCCGCAUCUCUAGACGGCUAUAUAAAUAUAUGGGAAUUACAGACUGGAAAUUUUAUAGUUUCCAAAGCGAGCAGUGCAGGUGUAUUUGAAGCUUGUUGGAGUCCAAAUGGUUUAUAUAUAAGUAUGUGUAUGGCAGACAAAGCUGUGAGUAAUAUUUGGAUAUUUGGACACUAUAUUUUGAAAAGAAAAUCUAUUAAAAGAGUGAUCAAUACGAAAAGUGUAGAGUUGAUAUUCAUUCGUUUAUUUACAAGAUAAAAAUAUGUACAUAACUCUGAGUUUCACGCUGAGCGAUCAUCAGACGUACACUAACUUAAAAAAAUAUAUCAAUGUCUUAUACGAAAGUAAUAAAAUAAAAUCUAAUUAAGUCAAGUCUGGUGGGAUCGUUAUAAUGUUUUUCAAGAAGUACUUGUUUACAUGACGGCAAGUAGAAACCAGUUCCGUUCUUUUAUUUAAUAGUUUUAAGUUAGAUGUGAUGAUAUGGUACUUCUCCGUAAGACAAAGGUUGCAUGUGUUUCCACCAUUUUUAUAAGGAGAGGCAUAGUUUCUUCAAAUGCCACACGUGUUUAGACAGUUCUGUGAAGUUUGCCUUCUUUUCGUAUCUAAAUGUGUGUAUAUGUGGUUGUAACAGGACUUGAAUGUACUUGAAUGUAUUCUAUACUGGGAGUCAUGUACUUAUUUUAAUUUUUAUCUUGUAAAUAAACGAUUGUAUAUUUGGACACUACAAUGUUUAGUUGGCGUUUAGAACAAGCAAAAAGUGUUUAAGAUCGACGCCUUUUCUACUACUGCUACUCUGAGAAACCAAGGUUCCUUAAGUCAUAACUUGCAACCACAAUUCCAUUUGUCUCAGUCUUACAUUUGAAAAAAGUUGUGGGCAUUAUUACGGUGAAUCAAAACAACAUGCUG